AUGGCUACAUCAACUCCCUACGGUCUCGAUGUUGUCAAUCAAUGUCCUCCGGACACUAAAAUGUGGCUGCUUCACUGCGGGUACCUGGAGGCAGACGAUGGCUUCUUCCUCCGAGGCGGCGGCACAUCGACAAAAUCGAAUCCAAACCAGGAAAGGGUACGACGAAAGCUGGUCGUAGUGUCUGUGUUGAUCGAACAUCCCACCGAGGGUCUGGUGCUGUUUGAGACCGGAGCAGGCAAGGACUACCCUGAGGUAUGGGGCGCUCCGCUCAACGAUAUCUUCGCGCAAGUCGACUACUCGCCUGAACAGGAGCUGGAGGCGCAAAUCAAGCUCACAGGGCACGACGUCAAGGAUGUGAAAGCUGUGAUCAUGGGCCAUCUCCAUCUCGACCAUGCUGGAGGCUUGGAGCACUUUAAGGGCACUAACGUGCCAAUUUAUGUCCACGAGAAAGAGUUGAAGCAUGCUUACUUCUCAGUGGCGACCAAGACUGAUAUUGGCGUAUACUUACCAAAGGAUCUGGACCUCAAUCUGAAUUGGAAGCCGAUCUAUGGUGAUUUCUUGGAGCUAGCUCCUGGUAUCAAUAUCCGCCAUGCGCCCGGCCAUACACCUGGGCUUUGUAUAAUGCAAGUCAACUUGCCACAGUCUGGCACGUGGGUGUUCUCCACCGACCAAUAUCACGUGAAGGAGAACUUCGAGAAUGAUGUACCGCAAGGAUGGCUCGCUCGAGACCAUGAUGACUGGUGUCGCAGCCACCAGAUGAUCAAGGGCCUUCUCAAGCGAACGCAGGGCAACAUCGUGCUCGGUCAUUGCAAGGAGACGUUUGACCGGUAUCAGCAUGCGCCGCAUGCAUACUCGUAA
This is a messenger RNA of Recurvomyces mirabilis, 858 nucleotides long. RefSeq lists its product as uncharacterized. NCBI's taxonomy places the organism in Eukaryota, Fungi, Ascomycota, Dothideomycetes, Mycosphaerellales, Teratosphaeriaceae. Bases 1 to 858 code for a protein of 285 amino acids. The transcript has 3 exons. The record is from RefSeq and is a predicted model, not a curated record.